Molecule: messenger RNA, 1813 nt
Organism: Salvelinus namaycush (lake trout)
Lineage: Eukaryota; Metazoa; Chordata; Actinopteri; Salmoniformes; Salmonidae
Product: E3 ubiquitin/ISG15 ligase TRIM25-like
Exons: 6
Coding region: 75-1385 (436 amino acids)
Molecular function (GO): zinc ion binding
Source: RefSeq, a predicted model, not a curated record
ACUCUCUUCUGAGGAAACGAAACUGAUCUGAGUCUCUGUGUCGUCUGUCUGUGUGAGAGUGAACAACCGUCCAAAUGGCUCAGCAGGGAGUUCUGCUGGACCAGGACCAGUUCUGUUGUUCUGUCUGUCUGGAUCUACUGAAAGAGCCGGUGGUUAUUCCCUGUGGACACAGUUACUGUAGAAUCUGUAUUGAGGGCUACUGGGAUCAGGAUGUUCUGAAAGGGGUCUAUAGCUGUCCUCAGUGCAGACAUACCUUCACUCCAAGGCCUAAUCUGAGGAAAAAUAACAUGUUGGCUGAGGUGGUGGAGAAACUGAGGAAGACAGGACUCCAGGCUGCUCCCCCUCCUGCUCUGUGCUAUGCUGGACCUGGAGAUGUGGCGUGUGAUUUCUGCACUGGGACCAGAAAGCAGAAAGCCCUCAUGUCCUGUCUGGUGUGUCUGGCCUCUUACUGUGAGACUCACCUCCAAUCUCACUAUGAAUCUCCUGCUUUCAAGAAGCACAAGCUGGUCAAAGCCACCGCACAACUACAGGAGAAGAUCUGCUCUCAUCAUGACAAACUGCUGGAGAUUUACUGUCGUACCGAUCAGCAGUGUAUCUGUCUGCUGUGUGUGAUGGAUGAACAUAAAGGCCAUGAUACAGUGUCAGCUGCAGCAGAGAGGACUGAGAAACAGAGGCAGCUGGGGAUGAGUCAGCAGAAGGUCCAGCAGAGAUUCCAGGAGAGAGAGAAGGAGCUGAAGGAGCUCCAACAGGCUGUGGAGUCUUUCAAGCGCUCUGCUCAGUCAGCAGUGGAGGACAGUGAUCAGAUCUUUACUGAGCUGAUCCGCUCCAUUGAGAGAAGGAGCUCUGAGGUGAAGGAGCUGAUCAGAGCCCAAGAGAAGGCUCAAGUGAGUCAAGCUGAAGGACUCCUGGAGCAACUGAAGCAGGAGAUAGCUGAGCUGAGGAAGAGAAGCACUGAGCUGGAGCAGCUCUCAGACACAGAGGAUCACAUCCAUUUCCUCCAGAGUUAUCAGUCUCUCUCCAGUAUCAGUGUAUCUUCAGACUUACCCAGCAUCGUUGUCCGUCCUCUUCAGUACUUUGGAGAUGUGAGUAAGACUGUGUCUGAACUGAGAGAGAAACUAGAAGACUUCCUUAAAGGAGAAUGGACCAAGAUCUCCACUACAGUGAAUAUAGUGGAUGUUGUACUGCCUCCAGAGCCCAAGACCAGAGAACAGUUGUUACAAUACACUUCUGAUCCCCAGCAACAUGGACACCCCUACAGUCGACACACACAACUUUAUCCACUGAAACUACACAAUCCUCUAUCCCAUGACCUCCUGCACACUUCCCACAUCUUGGAGUCUCCCUCCUACAAACUGCUGCAACACGACCAUAAACGUUGCACCUGAAACAGCUCAGUGGAUUCAAAACAAAGACUCUAACAGGAUAACUGAUACAUCCUAACAUGACUUUGUCGGGUAAAGACUCAAAACUCAAAAGGACUGACAGUGAUUCCUCUGUUUUACCACGCUCACCACCGGAUCUGCGUCACACCAAACGGCAGGCAUCACAAACACCAAGAGUCUUCAACUUCAAUUGCUCAACCUCCACACUAACGCUACCCCAGAAAUCACUAAUUUCAAUGGUGCCCUGUUCCUAAGAGCAAAGAAACAGAUCUUGACUCAAGUUGCGUGACACGGAGCGACCACUCUCUCUGGUCAGAAGAAACACAAACAAAUAUCACAAGUCCCAACCACCGUGAAACCACAAUUAAACUAUGUUUUCCAAUUGAAUCAUAACAUUUGAAAUGUCUGUUCUUUUGAAAAUAAAUGUUGUG